This is a messenger RNA of Eremothecium cymbalariae DBVPG#7215, 843 nucleotides long. It is a transcript of the gene GDT1, whose product is annotated as putative ribosome biosynthesis protein GDT1. The transcript has a single exon. The record is from RefSeq and is a predicted model, not a curated record. The coding region runs from base 1 to 843 and encodes 280 amino acids. Gene Ontology annotation, cellular component: Golgi apparatus; fungal-type vacuole membrane. Gene Ontology annotation, biological process: Golgi calcium ion homeostasis; manganese ion transmembrane transport; calcium ion transmembrane transport. NCBI's taxonomy places the organism in Eukaryota, Fungi, Ascomycota, Saccharomycetes, Saccharomycetales, Saccharomycetaceae. Gene Ontology annotation, molecular function: manganese ion transmembrane transporter activity; calcium ion transmembrane transporter activity.
AUGAAAUUAAAAUUUAAAGCCCUGGCACCGCUAGCCUGCCUUUUAUGCAUUGCACGUGCGGCCUCCGUUGCUUCGUCUUCCAGCGCGGACAACAUACCACCAUCAGAUGAUCUUCUGACUGAUUUUACGAUGGCUAUUUCAAUGAUUGGAAUAUCAGAAGUAGGCGAUAAAACGUUCUUAAUCGCUGCUUUGAUGGCUAUGCGCCAUCCAAGGUUCUUAGUUUUCUCAGCUGCUAGUGCCUCAUUAGGUAUUAUGACAAUUUUAGCGGGCAUGGUUGGCCAUACCUUUACGUCGCUGGUACCUCAGCGCUAUAUGCAAUUUGCAGCUGGCAUACUCUUCUUUGUAUUUGGCUACAAGCUAACUUUGGAAGGGUUAGAGAUACCCAAAGAUGCCGGUGUCGAAGGUGAAUUGGCGGAAGUUGAAGAGGAAAUCGCCAUUCAGGAUUUUAAUAGUGAUAUGCAUUGUGUCGAAGCUGCUAACACUAUCAAAGAGAAAAGAAGAUUUGUUCAAAAUAGAAUUCUAAAUGAAAUAUUAAUAAAAAUUACGGAUUUUGUAUCAUCUUUAUUCUCACCAACGUGGGUUCAAAUAUUUAUAAUGGUGUUUUUGGGUGAAUUUGGUGAUCGCUCUCAAAUUUCAACCAUUGCAAUGGCUUCUGGAAGUAACUACUGGGCGGUUAUAUCUGGGGCCACUGUUGGCCAUAUAUUAUGUACAGCGCUUGCGGUACUUGGAGGUAAAUUACUGGCCAAAAAGAUUAGCAUGAGAACCGUUACAUUAGGAGGUGCCUUCUCAUUUCUUGUAUUUGGGAUUCUGUAUACAUAUGAAGCAUUCCAUAACCAGAAUUGA